Molecule: messenger RNA, 5083 nt
Organism: Gallus gallus (chicken)
Lineage: Eukaryota; Metazoa; Chordata; Aves; Galliformes; Phasianidae
Gene: HNMT
Product: histamine N-methyltransferase
Exons: 7
Coding region: 202-954 (250 amino acids)
Molecular function (GO): S-adenosylmethionine-dependent methyltransferase activity; N-methyltransferase activity
Source: RefSeq, a predicted model, not a curated record
GACAUUGCACUGCACCGAAGGAGCUGCUGCUCACUGGGUCCCAUCACCUCACGGAUCCAUCAUGGCAUCCCCCAUGAGGAGCCUGCUGACAGACCUCAGCCGCUACGUCCGCUGCUUCCACGUCUUCCUGGCCAAGUCUACUGAGCACCAGACCAUGAAGCAGUUUGUGGAGCAGCAGCUGCCAGGCCUGCUGGCGAGGUAAUGGUGGGCUGUACUGGAAGCGGGAAGUCUGCCUUCAAUAUUCUAAGUGUCGGUGGCGGAGCAGGUGAGAUUGACCUGCAGAUCAUCUCAGCUGUGCAAGCCAGUUAUCCAGGAGUCGCCAUCAACAAUGAGGUGAUAGAGCCAAGUGCUGAUCAAAUCCUCAAGUACAAAGAACGUGUGGCUGCAACCUCAAACCUCGACAAUGUGAAGUUUACCUGGCAUGAGGAGACAGCUAAUGAAUAUGAAAGUCGAAUGAAGGCAGAAAAGAAGUCUCAAAAAUGGGACUUCAUUCACAUGAUUCAGAUGCUGUACUACGUGAAAGACAUCCCUGCAAUUAUCCGGUACUUCCACAGCCUCCUGGCUGCACAGGCAAAGCUCCUCAUCAUCCUGGUGUCAGAAACCAGUGGCUGGGAAACGCUCUGGAGGAAGUAUGGGUCUUCCUUUCCUACAGAUGACCUCUGCACUUACGUGUCCUCUGCUAAUAUCAAAGGGAUUCUGGAUUCAGUCGGGCUGAAGUACAAGGUGUAUGAGCUCCCAUCCCACAUGGACAUAACUUGCUGCUUUACUGAAGGGGACAACGAUGGGGAGCUGUUGCUGGAUUUCUUGACGGAAACCUAUGAGUUUUCAAAAACUGCUCCUCCUGAACUAAAGCACCAGGUACUGGAAGAAUUAAGAAAGCCUGGAUGCAGUGAGAACAGAAAUGGGAAGGUGAUUUUUAAUAACAGCAUGAGUGUAAUAAUGAUUGAGCCCUGAAUUAAGAAAAGCAAAUGGUUAGAUACAAAAUAUUAAGAGUUGAAGUAGAUAAAAAUGUAUAUAUAUAUAUUCUUUACAAAUGGUUCAAUUUACUUCCACAUAGUUUAUUUUUUGGAGUCUGUUAAGAAAUCAUUACUAACAUCUGCUGUUAUAAGUGAUCUUUAAAAGUGAGAUUAAUUCUGUACUAAUCUAUGAAUGUGUAACUCAGCAGUAAAUUGUGUUUUAUCAUGUGGAUAUGGUAUAAUCAGAUGUAACUUGGAUCAUCAGCUCAAACACUGCAGAAACCAGACCACUUCCUCUGGCUGAUGGAUAAGAAAUAAUCAAGAACUAUACAUGAUUAUAUCAUAUGCAUUUAAAAACUCUCAGCAAAUGAAGUACACAAAUUACAGCUUCUCAGUGCCACUUGCAAGACUGGAGGCUUGAAACAACCAACUGCUUGUGUGGUUGCUGAAUGUCUUGAGAGUAUCUUAAGUUUGUUCUGACUUCAAGAUCUCGUGCCUUCAGUUACCACAAAGGUGACCCAAACCUUCAGCAUGUGUGACAUUCACCCUGCUCCUGCCUCUGUGUGCAGCUCCGUGUGAUAGCACUGCUUUCCCCUUGCUGUAUUUUCACUUUACUCUUAUGAUACUGCAACAGCAGAGUCCUUUCCCUGUGGUUCAUAUAUAUGGCAGCUACACAUGCUGAGGGCCUGAUCCUAAGGCUGGGCCGUAAAAACACUUUGGGUACUGGGUCCAUACUGGUAUUGCAAGAUGGAAGCAACUGAGGGUGGUCAUGGCAUAGGGUUGUUAACGACCAACCUGAGCAAGUGGAUUUCAUAGAAUCAUAGAAUCAGAGAAUCGCUAAGGUUGGAAAAGACCCACAGGAUCAUCCAGUCCAACCAUUCGCCCUUCACCAAUGGUUCCCGCUAAACCAUGUCCCUCAACACAACAUCCAAACGCUCUUUGAACACCACCAGGCUCGGUGACUCCACCACCUCUCUGGGCAGCCCAUUCCAGUGCCUGACCACCCUUUCAGAGAAGUAGUAUUUCCUAACGUCCAGCCUGAAUCUUCCCUGGCACAGCUUGAAGCCAUUCCCUCUAGUCCUAUCACUAGCCACACGAGAGAAGAGGCUGAACCCCAGCUCACUACAACCUCCCUUCAGGUAGUUAUAGAGAGCAAUAAGAUCUCCCUGAGCCUCCUCUUCUCUAGACUGAACAAUCCCAGCUCCUUCAGCCGCUCUUCAUAAGGCCUGUGCUCCAGAUUCCUCACCAGCUUUGUUGCCCUCCUCUGGACACACUCCAGGGUCUCGAUGUCUUUCUUACAGUGAGGGGCCCAAAACUGGACACAGUACUCAAGGUGCGGCCUCACCAGUGCUGAAUACAGGGGGACAAUUACUUCCCUAUUCCUGCUGGCAACACUAUUUCUGAUACAAGCCAGGAUGCCAUUGGCCUUCUUGGCCACCUGGGCACACUGCUGGCUCAUGUUCAGUCUAGCGUCAAUCAAUACCCCCAGGUCCAUUUCCUCUACACAGUCUUCCAGCCACUCUGCCCCAAGCCUGUAGCGUUGCCUGGGGUUAUUGUGACCAAAGUGCAGGACCCAGUAUUUGGUCUUGUUGAAUCCCAUCCCAUUGGCUUCAGCCCAGCUAUCGAGCCUAUCCAGAUCCCUCUGUAGGGUCUUGCUACCCUCAGGCAGAUCAACACUUCCAGCCAGCUUGGUGUCAUCUGCAAACUUACUGAGGGUGCAAAGCCUUUCACUGGUGCAAAGCCUUGAUUAUGAAUCAGCUAUUGCUGUUGUGUGGGGGCCUUUUCUUAUUUUUUGUUAAAAACACCAACUUUCUGGUUGUGGCCUAUAACUAGCCUGCCUGCAAAGGGCCGUGCUAAAGUUUUGACCUUUGUGACUCGGAAGACGUAAAAAUAAACCCUGGAGCCAAAGUGACAGAUUUCAGAGGGAUUUGUUUCCUCGUCAGUGGAAUCACACCAGGUCAAUCCAUCCAGAACGUGGUAGAAGAUGUCCACCAAAAGGUACUUCUCUUCCCCAGCCUCUUCACCCUCUGGGGCUGUCUCUGCUCUGGUAAUCAAUGUGUUUGUUUUGCUGAAUGCUUUCAUGGUUUUAGGAAGUGCAGUGCUCUCUACGAGGUGCAGUGCAGAGUGGAAUGCAAUACAGCCGCUUGGAUGACUUUAAUAGUCUGAAUGCUUGGUGUAUCCAGGGGGAUAGUUGUGAUGUCUGCCACUGAAAGAGUUUGCUUCAGUGUGAGAACGGUGUACUUUAGCUAAUGCUUCAGUGGCAUGAAAUAAUGUUUUAUUUCUACAUAUGUAUUCCUGAUACAAUGUAGAUUAUUGAAGAAUCGAGGUGAUUUACAGGAGAAUGCAUCAGACAUUAAUACCCAUUUCUGUUCAUUUUAGGGUGAAUUAUUUGAAACGCACACUUUGCCGAGUGAUCAAAUAUUAAUUCCAGUGUGUUUUAGAACAUUUCCACAGCAUUUCUCAGCUGUUGAACAGAGUAAUAUCUAUUGCCACUUUCACACAGAUUCCUGCAUUAGGAGACCUCGGUACAUCUAUAAGCUGCUACAGUGAUGUGCCAGAAAGGGAUAGAAAGAAAAUCUCUCAUUAGGACAGAUUCCUGCACGCAUCUCUAAUGGAAAACAAAUUAAAGCUGCAGCUAUUUCCAUAGCUCUUUUGUGUCAACGACCUCUUCUAAGUGGUGCUCGUGGAGGCAGUGACCUCUGCAUAUUGCCACACCGACCCUGGCAGAAGUGAUGUGUCUUUUGGAGGCCCUGGGAUGCCAUAACAAAAGAAAAAGCCUAACAACAACAGCUAACAACGGCUGCACGGCCCGUUCUGUGAUUUUGCAGAGGUUGAGAAUGACAGAAACAAAGCAUUUUAGAGUUUUCUGGGGAAGGUUGUUCUGAAAAUCUGGGAAUGGUCCCACCUCAUGGUUGAGCAGGAAAAGAAGAUAAACAACACUCUGUUGUUCUGAAGAGACGAGAGGAGGAUAUGAACAAAAAGAGAAAUGGAAAGGAGAUUUAGAAGAUGAGAAAUGAGUGCCUGAUGGGUGCGUGCCAUUAAAUGGGGCCUUAUUUCAAAGCAGAUUUCACUGGGGAAAUGGCACUGUCACCCCAGGCUGAAGAGGAAAACUCCUUAUCUCCACACUGCGGGAUCCUCAGCCAUGGUUUUCAGUUCUGAGGAGAACUUCAUUGAAAAAAGGGGGAAAAUGCAGUGAAGUUCAUUCUGCAUAGGCGGCUGCUUCUAUUGGGCUGAGGGAAGACUGAAUUACAAAAGAAACCUUAAGGGAUGUAUUGUUUUUAAUUUUACAUUUGUAACACACACAUCUCCAAGAAGUAAAUGCUGCCAGUAUUAUUUAGUAGGAAAUGAGUGCGGGGAAAGUCAAUUUUAUAUUCAUUUUAAUAUAAAAAAAAAUUAUAAAUUUCUCCUUUGUUCAUCUCUCAAAUACCUCCCUAAUAGCCUGAGGUACCACAUCUUCAUGUGAGCAUCACCCUGAAUUGCACAGCACGAUGCUGCUACUCCAGAGCAGGCCUGGGGAGUCCAACCCCAAAGCAGACUGGGAUUUGUAUGGCAGUUUUGAUCUUACCUGCAUGCUUUCCACAUGGAUUAGCUGCUUUCCUCUCAAAAAGCCCACCUUAUCUCAGCCAGCAGCCUUCUCUUCUAAAGGCACGUUUCCAGACCUCACUCUUUGCAAACCCAUGGGGGCCAGUGGGCCAGGUCUGCCUUGCUCACACACCUAUAAGCUGCAUUUAUACCUAUGGGGUGUAUUUAUAUGUUUUUUGCACAGGUUUGCUAAGAGCGAUGGCCUUACACUGUCAUAAAGCAGACUGAAACACAAAAGGCUUCAGGCAGCUUGUGUUAAAGACACAUCAGUAAGGAACCCAGUCUUCUCAGGUACAUCCCUCCCGCAUCACAUACAUCUGUGUGAGCAGCUUCAGGACUGUGCCUUUAAAUCAUACCUAGGAAAAUAUUCUCGCUGCUCUGUUAAUUACAACAGCAAAUUGAACAAAUGCACUUACAGCUCAGUUGCUGUCGCCAUUUCCACAUCAGUGUAAUUCAUGCUUGUAGCCCAUGAUAGGAUUUUUAAUGUCAUUACACAGUAGGGCAAAGUCUUCAUUUUUAAUAAAAAUACAAAUGCUAAAAUGAAA